This is a messenger RNA of Syngnathoides biaculeatus (alligator pipefish), 5340 nucleotides long. RefSeq names its product N-acyl-aromatic-L-amino acid amidohydrolase (carboxylate-forming) B-like. The record is from RefSeq and is a predicted model, not a curated record. Bases 2688 to 3776 code for a protein of 362 amino acids. Gene Ontology annotation, molecular function: aminoacylase activity; hydrolase activity, acting on ester bonds. The transcript is spliced from 7 exons. Lineage: Eukaryota; Metazoa; Chordata; Actinopteri; Syngnathiformes; Syngnathidae.
CAGACAGGUAGGACCUGGGGCAAAUAUGAUAAUAUUUUGGCAGGGGGGUAAUAAUUCUACUCGGCUUGCAUGACAGGUGUGCAGCCGGGGAUGGUGGUAAAUACUGCAUUGUUGUGAAACGCUGAGAAAUGCAUGCACCUGUGGUGCACAUCUGCCAGACGUGGUCCGAUUCAGAACACGCAAACAAUUCCGGCGGUUGUUGCAAAGUUAGACGUGAUGAAAGAAGGUAUACUGCACAAAUAUUUGACUUUGUGUUCAAGACGUGACACGUCUGAUAUGGAAGGGGUGAAAAAUGCACAUUUCUUUCUGGACUGAGCUCGCGACAGAGCAGCUGUGGGAUCCCCCUCUGGCGUGUGCUGUUGAUUUUUGAACAGUGAGCAAGCAGAACAGCAGUUUGCCAGACACCGUCUAAAGCAGCCUCAGAAAAAAAAAAAAAUAAAAAAAAAAUCAGUUUGACUUGUGUCUACGUUUUAAUGCAAGUCACGCAUAAUGAAAAAUAGUGUACCUCUAAGCACACUUUGAAAAUCACUUGUGUAGGCAACGCUCAUCAGGAACAUUUUAUUAUUAACUGUCAUAUAAGUGCAGACUAAACAUUUUCACCUGUAUAAUUUGCAUUUUCUCCCCAAAAUUUGUCAAUAGUGCGCAUUAUUCAUAGGUACACUUUCAUUCCAAUAUGCCACCACCACCUAGAGGUUACUAUAAAGGGGUAAGAUUACACUUUCAUUCCAAUAUGACCACAGUACGUAUGACUGCAUAUGUACACAGUUGUGAUCAUGAGUUUGUAUACAUUUGCAUAAUUUGUAAAAUUCAUCCAUCCAUUUUCUUCUCCGCUUAUCCUCACUAGCGUCGCGGGGAGUCCUGGAGCCUAUCCCAGCUGUCAACGGGCAGCAGGCAGGGUACACCCUGAACUGGUUGUCAGCCAAUCGCAGGGCACAUGGAGACAAACAGCCGCACCCACAAUCACACCUACGGGCAAUUUAGAGUGUCCAAUUUGUAAAAUGUAUAAAAAAAAAAGACUGGUGACUGAACAACAACCACCAUUCAUUUCUUUACAGUUAUGUUUUGUUUAAUGAUAAUGUUUUUUAAAAAGGCUUGACAGUUCAAUUUCAAUCCCAUCAAAAUAAAAAAUGUUUUGCUUUGGCCUUUAUAUAUUUUAAAAAUAAUUGUACCCAUCUUAGAAAUUCUACCCGGGUAAUCAAACAUAUGAACACAAUAGUGUUUCUUUUUUAAAUUAUUAAAAAAAAGGUAGGGCUGUGAAUUUCAAAAUAAGUAAAUUAAAAAAGGUAUUACGUGUUCAAAUAAAGCCCUUAACUUCAGAAUUAUUUGGAAAAAAAGCUCACAAAAUACAGAUAGUACCUAAUGUUUUGAUGAUGUGGGGAGAAGCAAAAUCAUGUACAGUAAAAAUGCUUUAUACAUGGGUAGAAGUCUUUACCAGCAUUUUGAUGUCAACUUCAGGGGUGCGUACUAUAAAUGCCUGCGCAUUAUACAUGAGAAAUUAUAGUACUCACCGACUGAUGGGUCGUGAUGAAAGUGAAGUGGAAAGGUUGGAUUACUGAAGGAGAGCUGACGUCUUAACAUUUCUUAACUAACAAGAUGACGCUAAAUAGUAAAACUGGGACAGUAAAUCAUGUACUUACACAUUAAAUUGAUGACGUCGUGACGAAAGUGCAGAGAUAUUGCUACUUGUGUCUCAUAACACUAAAACUGAAGCUUACGCUCUUCCGUAGUUGUACUGAGCAACUACGACAUUCUAACGCUGAAACCACUUCCAUUUGGACCUCUGUGGUGGUCCCACUCUUCAUCUUUUCCACCACAAAAAAAGAAUACUAAAGGAAAAGAACGCAAAACUAAUUGUAGAUUUAUUGCUUAAACGGCUUAAGUCUUGUGUAAUAUGUCAAAGUUGACCGCAGAGUAUUAAAGCCCAUUUUUCCUGGUAAUCGUACAAAGGGGCAUUCAACUGUAGUCGUUUUUUUUUCUUCUUCUUCCAUUUCUUGGGAAAGAUCACGAGACAAAGUCGUUAUAUCCCCUACAUUUUAAAAAUGUAGAGUAUGUGACAAUGUUAUCUAUUUUAUUAGAUUUCCUCAACUGUCAAGCAUCAAAUGAGAAGCUUCAGGGGCGCACAAAGUGAUUAGAGGUCAAUUAUUUUAGCUCGCUGUCUGAUGGCAGUGGAUGAACGAGAACUAUUAGAAACCUACACAAAAACACGAGGAAGCCUCGAUGAGUAAGUCAACAAAGUGGAAUCUGAAGGAGUUCUCUCUUUGCAAUGAACAGAUGAGUAAAAUUGACAAACCACGGAGUCUGGAGUACAAUCUACCGCUUUCUAUGAGUCAAUCAUUAAAGGCAAUAACUCACUACCAAAGACUUUUGCACUCUGAAUCUUUUUGGAGGCGGCACAGCAGAAGACCAGCGGCCAGUCCAAAGGGACUUACUGCUUUUUACCCAAAGACUGCUGGCAUAGGCCCCACUUCAACCAGACCACGUGGCUUCCACUAAGUAAGUUUCUUUCGGCUUGUCCCGUUAGGGGUCGCCACAGCAUAAAAUCUCACAUGAACACUCAUAUUUGUUUGGCACAGUUUUUACGCCGGAUGCCGUUCCUGAUGCAACGCCUCUUGGGGAGUAGAGGAAGUUAUGACCCCCUGGUUCACCAAACCAAUCCUCUAACCAAUGAGCUAUGGACCCUUUAGACCAUGUAUCUUCCACUAAUGUUACGAAUUUUCCAUGUGACAAGUCGUUGCUUGGUCGAUUAUUAUUUUUUUUUGUUGUUGCUAUUUUGUCAGGAGCUACAAAACCCAAAUGAAAUCAUUUCCCACAGCGCACCUGCUGAUCUCUCACGGCAAAUUAACGGCUGUAUGGAGCACGUCUCUUUUCCACCGCUCUCUCGCUUCGCCGUUUGUGGCGGGACGCACGGCAACGAGAUGACGGGGGUGUACGUGGUGCGAGAAAUGAAGAAAAAGAACGUAGAUAAGGUCGGCCGCGUGUCCGUCAUGACAGUCCUUUCAAAUCCAGAGGCUGUUCAUCUGUGCAGACGGUACGUGGAAACAGAUCUCAACCGUUGCUUCACAGAUGCUUUGCUGAGCGCGCCACUAACGGCCUCCUCGCCGCACGAGAUGAAGCGAGCUCACGAGCUGAACGCUCUGCUCGGGCCCAAGGGAAGCCAGCAGGCCGUCAACUUGCUGUGCGACAUCCACAACACCACCGCCAACAUGGGCGUAUGCUUCAUCUUUUACCACUUUGAUUGGCUCGCCCUGCACAUUUAUAGAUAUGUACAGAGUAAAAUCUCAUUUGGGCCCGUCAGAGCGAUCCAGUUUCACACACCGCUCCCCGAGGCCUACUCACUUGAAUCUGUGUCCCAAAACGGCUUUGCGUUAGAGGUUGGACCUCAACCCACUGGAGUGGUCAGAGCAGACAUUUACAACAUGACGACGGAAACGCUGGAUCUCAUCAUGGAGUGGAUUGAAAAAUUCAAUUCCGGAACUGUGUUCGAGGGCGGAGAUGUGGAGGCCUUCUCCCAGACCCGUGCCCUCGACUACCCGAGAGAUCCGACCACAGACGAGAUCACGGCUGCUAUUCAUCCCCAGUUGCAGGACAACGACUUCAAGCUUCUACGUGCCGGUGACCCCAUUUUCCAGUCCUUCACCGGGGAAGCGGUGAAGUACGAGGGCGAGGAGGCCUACCCUUUCUUUGUCAACGAGUGUGCCUACUACGAGAAGAAGGUCGCCUUCCAAUUAGCUCAGAAGAUCACUAUUAGGCUCCCAUCCAUCAGCGUAAAGAACUGAGUGUCCAUGAGGCACUUUAAACGGUAACUGCAAAAUACAUGUCAAGGAGGUAGUGGCGAGAACUCGAAGAACCAAGGCGAACUCUCAAGCUAAUCCUGUCAUGUUGCAGUUCCAACUUGGGUGUGGUGCAUGAUUUGGGAGUCGCGUUAAACAAACACUCACACCCACCAGUUGCCGCUCUAAUCGCUUACAACAACAGUGCAAGUUUCAGCUCACUUACUCACUGGCUCGUUUCUUGUGGAGCAUAAGGAUUUUACAACAAUAUAUGAUUUUCGGCCCUGCCCAAAUUCCAAACAGAUCGGGGAAGGGGAAAAUCACUUGAACACAACCCAAACCCGCAUGCUCACGACAAUCAUUCAAUCGUGUAACAAUCAGGGUCUAGCUGACUGAUCACAAGGGGGGAAAAUGCUCAAUAUCAGUCUGAUUCGUAUUAAUACACGAGUGUGUGUGUACCUUGGACGGGUAUUUGUAGGUCACUUGCAAAUUUACCAUCUUCACAGUCGUAUCAGAGGUAUAAAAGGGGCAGGUGUUGAGAAGCAAUUUAUCGUGGUGUUAAAUUUUUAACACCAGAGAUUCACGACUGAUGGUCCUUUGUGCUGAAAGCAAUUAGCGGCAUCAAGGUCGCUCCAUCAAAUUAUCUGUAUUUGCAAAGGUACCGACUACAUAAAGUGAAUGUCCCACUUGGAGGAUUGCUGCACAGGUAAAAACAGAAGAAAAAAAUUGUACCUCUCUGAAAACUGAGUAUCACAUAUGGCAAAUUGGCCCAUAUAACGACGUUUUGCCGAAAACAUAACCAGACACACUACACACUCCGUUAAAAGUCGAGUCGUUAGGAACUGUUCGGAUGUGGGCGAACAUUUGACAUUUCUCGAAUGGUGGAAGACGACAAACAUUCGUCUGUCGCGUGCCAUUCUAAUACCUCGACAAGCCCGACAUGUUGGAAAAUCGGCACAUAAAAGCUACGCUCCAUAAUUAAAAAAAAGAUGACGACUCAAUGAACGCGGGCACAACAAAUGCACGUUUUAGUUCCACUUGCGACCGACCGCUUCACUCCUGAGGGAAGCUCAUUUGAAACACAUUCAUACUUCCACUACUUUUCAUUUACACCUGCUGUUUUGCCUAUUUAAUUCACUCCAGAAACUUGAACUGCAUAUUGGUCCCAUUUUCAUCUAUUAUUUUAUUUUUUCCUGCACUCGAACACCUCAAAGGGCUAGUGUUUUUCCAUUUCAAAAUUGUGAAGCUAUCCCAGGUAAUUGAUUACACCCUGAGCCUUAACACCAGGAACUUGAAUCAAAACACUGGAUGAAGUUUUUCCAAUGCUACUUAAAUUUCACCAGAAAUGAUUAGCCAUAGAAAUGUCUUUUGAUCUGUUUUUCUUCAAGGUGAAAUGUACUUUUAGAUCUUAAAUUCUAAGUGAUUUAAAUCAAAAUAUCUAAAAAUUUACAAUCAUUGAAUGAUUUGUGACAAUUUUCUAGGGGGUGUGACACAAACUAUCAAAUUAAUCAGGAAUCUUUUUUUUAGCAGAAUAUAGUAUUUUCAAACACAAUUUAAUAAAAUACUGACA